ACAGCUAGUGUUGUUAUGUUUAUGUGACCUCCAGGUUUCUGCGCUUCGGCUGAUUUGUUUAUGAACUCAUCUCUAAAAAUAGAACAAAUUUCGGAAUAUGGAUUGACGAUGAGUUAAAGCUAGUGAAAAUAAUUUGGUGUAAAUUGAAACAUUGAUUGUUUCAUAACUCACAGAUGUGUUCUGCACAAGUAGUUUGGAGAUAAAGAAGAAACGGCUAUCUUGAGUGAAAACUCACUCGGAACAACAGAAAUGAGCACCCGUCCCAGUCCAGCUCCGAUCAAACGUUCCAUCGAUGGAUUGUUUAAUGCAUGGCUAUUAUUGCGAAGCCAAGGACACGAAAAACCACUGCGGAAUGCACUGUAUAACGUAAUGAUGGUUGCCGUAGUGGGUGUGGUAGUCGGUGUUACUUUAGUACUAGCUCCGUUUUUCAAACCACUUCUUUGGGCUUUUUUGUUUGGAGCAGUUUUGUUCCCGGCCAAAAAACGACUCGCCGAAGCACUUAAUCAGUGGAUCGAGCGAAUUGAGAAAGAUGAACGGUACCUAUUGGUAGGUAUUCUGGGUGCUCCGAUACAAGGAAUCAAUUCGCUGGGCGAAUUCCUAACCGGAUGGUUGAUGAGCCAUUUCAAAAUAAUUGGCAUCGGAUGUGGAAGUCUCAUUUCGCUGCGGGUUGUCCUUUGGCUAGCACCAACAGAAGUAUUUAUUACGAUUUGGAAUUUUAUCGUUUGGAAUCAUUCGCUUUUUCGAACAGUACUUAGCUCGCUGACUCUACACAUGCUCGCCAUAAUUAUACUUCUCUACGUCGCAAGUGUCUAUAUGCUAUGGAAACCAGAAGUAUCAACACCGUUUCUCAUCGCUGGUCAAAUGCUUUGGGUUUUAAUAGUUGGGUAUGGUUGCAGUUUUCUGGGAGCCUUGCAAGUUCCGGUAUUUCUUGGAUUACUGACCUACGGAACUAUUGGACUGAUAUACAAUCUACGACGGGACGACAGAAACGUACGUUUUAUUGACAAAUGGCACUGUCUGUUGGAUGUAACAAGUUACCGGUUGGAUGACAGCAAAAUCGACCCAGUGAUUUCCCAACCAACAACGGACGAUACGAUAGAUUCUUCGCGUAUAGAGGAUAUCAAAUCUAAACUUCAACUAGAUGUAACAACUACUCCUCGUUUGUCAAGCACGAUGAAUGAAUCGAAAUGUAGCGAAAGUGCUACAUUGAAUAAACCACAGGAAUCUCUUGAGAGUGAUUUAUAUUUUCGAAUACUGUUUUACACCUGCGUUGGAACGCUCAUAUGGAUGCAUACGUGGAUUUUGUUUUUAGCUAUCAUACCGAUUAGUUUACAUUUAAUCAACAAAAUUGCGGACAUUCUAGGCAUAAUCCAAUAUUUCUCGCAAAUGUCACAGCAAUACUGGGAGUCGCUAAAGCUGUGGCUUUUUCCGCGACAUUCUGCCUUGCUACCACUUUGUUUGCCGGGAAUUCUACGGAUAAACACUAACAUUCACUGGUAUGUGUGUGCCAAGAUAAGAUCCUACAUCGAUGACAUCAGCUCAAUUGUCAUGAUAGGAUUCCUCAGUGUGCUGGUAAUGUUGAUUAGUAUAUUCGCGUUUACGCAAAUCUACUCGGAAACCAUAGCGGUAGCCCAGCUCGGCAGCAAUCUGGUCAAUCGUACCUUAACACAUCGGCCGGAUUUGAUUGAGAUGUUACCGAUUGAUAUGCAAUCAAUGGACAACAUUAUUGACAACGCAUACAAAUACGGACGCUCACACAUCGAACAGUACGUUGAUGACAUAUUCAAUGACACAGAUCCCAUCCAGGCCAAAAAACUUAAGUUUCAAAUACUGAGCGUUUGGGACCGGUUGAUUCAAAGUUGGAUGGACCGCAAUAAUGGUGAUAAUUUGGUGGGACCGCGUGUCAACAGCCAAUCUAUUCGGGUAACGAUCGACGAAAUUUUUAUCAACCCAAUUACCAAAGCGGGUAUAAUGGGGUUUGUUAAAAGUAACAUCGGGAUGCUACUGGAGGUGUCCGAUUCGCUCUGGAUGUUGUUGAGAACCAAUGUGACACUGUUAGUAUCUGCAAUUGGUACCCUGGUUUCGGUGAUUUUAGGCGGGGGUCAUGCCGUACUAAAGUUCCUAUUUCAUACCAUCAUAUUUUUUACGACACUAUUUUAUCUACUGCAAAGCAGUCAAACGCGAUACGCACCAACAGCCAUAACAAUCAACAACUCGUGGGGCCCUCGAAUCAUUCAAGCGCUAGAGGAUUCCAUUUCCAGUGUAGUUGUUGCCACACUAAAAUUAGCGCUUUUCCAUGGAUUGUUCACGUGGCUUACGCAUACGAUCUUUGGCGCUCAUAUCGUCUACUUACCGGCGGUGUUGGCAUCGAUUCUGGCAGCCGCCCCAUUUUUAGAAACUUACUGGUGUAGUGUGCCUGCAUUUCUCGACCUUUGGCUCUCUCAGGAUCGCUUCUGGCUCGGAAUAUUGCUGGUUUUAAUUCACUUUAUUGUGCCGUCAAAUUUCAAUCCAAUCAUACAUUCGGAAAUUAAGGGCGGGGGACAUCCUUACCUAACUGGUUUAUCAAUCGCAGGAGGAAUGUAUCUGUUUGGCCUGGAAGGUGCUCUAUUAGGACCACUUUUGCUGUGCUUGCUCGUCGUACUGUUCGAAGUUACCAUGAGCGCUAUCCGGGAUUCGCCGGCGACCCCCCAAACCAGAAAGUCCAGCUUAGACACAAACAAUGAGCUUUAUUCACCUGCAACGACUUUAUCUAAAGAGUGGCAAGCCUUUGUUCGAGGGGAACAACAACUAUCGCUUCGGUACCUUUCCGGAGAUGGUGGAUACUUCCGCUACCGGAGCAACUGCCCUGGUAAAUUACGCGAUGAUGACUCAACAAACGGCAGCACCAUCAGUAGCAACACGUCAUCCGUAGACGAUUCACAGGAUUCAUAACCGUUAGAAUGGGCAGAUUUUUGCUUAAACUCUAGAAACUCGAAGGACUAUAGUAGUGCGAUCGGAAAUACAAAAAUGUUAUUAAUUGCUUUUGUUUUUAAUAGCACACCGCUCGAAAAAAUGCGUAUUAUUAAACUGGCUGUGUAGUGUUGGUUAUACUUAACGAAAAAAAACACCUUUUCUUUAUACUUAGUGUAUAUAUUGGACCAAAUAUAUUUUUGAAUAUUGUUAUCUUUUUAAUAUUUUGAAAUAAAUUGUGUAAUUGGUUAA
Malaya genurostris is the source of this 3201-nucleotide messenger RNA. Its product is annotated as transmembrane protein 245. Lineage: Eukaryota; Metazoa; Arthropoda; Insecta; Diptera; Culicidae. Bases 250 to 2931 code for a protein of 893 amino acids. The record is from RefSeq and is a predicted model, not a curated record. The transcript is spliced from 9 exons.